CGCACCCCACAGUCAGCUGCAGAAUUGGAUUGGAAAACCCAGUUCCGUUGAAUUCUGGCGGAUUCCUGCAAAACAAAGGCAGGAUCCGGAGCCAGGAGAGCUUCAGUCAAGCAGAGACUACCUCCAGAGUGAGUCAUUCAAUAUCCCAGAGCGCAACCAUGCCGACCUCCGAUAUACGGAUUGUGAACGAAACAAAUCUGAGUAAUUUCAGUUUCUCAAAACCUUCAGAGGAUUCAAGUCCUUAUGACUCUUUAAACCUGAACAACGUAAUGCUGAUGGACGAAGUUGACCCCUUAUCUAUGCCUACCGCUGUUAAAACAACCGCCUUUAUCGACGAUAAAAACUGGCAAGGCGGGUAUUCAACGAUUGUUACGCCGGUGAACGAACCGCCUGUAUUCGCCGACCUCCAGCUGGCGGCUAGGAGUAGGUCUGGGAGGCGGAGUACUGUGAAGGAGGAGGUGCUGACCCAGGAGGAGGAGGAGAGGAUAAAACAGAGAAGGGAGAGAAACAAGCAGGCUGCUGCCAGGUGCAGGAAGAGAAGGGUUGAUCAAACGGAGUCACUACAGGGAGAGGUGGAUCAGUGGGAGGAGAAAAAACGCCUACUUCAAGAAGAGAUCCACGCCCUACAGUCUCAAAGAGAGGAGCUACAGUUCAUCCUAGAUGCACAUAAAAGUGUUUGUAAACUCGAUAACGUCUGCAGAUCUCAACCUAACCAAGCGGUUCAACGCAUCCUACCCAACGUUCAACCAAUUACCAGUGUAAAGCGUACAGUGCCAAGCGUACAGCUUACUAUCCCAAGUGUACAGCUGAUUACUCCAAGUGUAGAGCCAAAUGAUGCAAAAGUAAUCGUGAAAGCUGAGGAAGAAACCAAUACAAGUUACCAAAUAUAUCAUCUGACUCACGAGGAAGCAUUAAACAUGCCCCUCCCCUCUAAACGUCCAACCUCCCUCAGCCUCAGUAUUAAACCUGCGUCACAAAGCCUGAGAAGUAUUGAAGGAAUACCAAUUGAGACGCCGACGAACAUUUUCUCAAGCCUAAACUUCGACGCCCUGAUGGACGGGAGGACAGGGUUGACCCCGACCAACAUCCUGACCCCUGUGAGUAUCACAAUGUCCCUGCAGACCCCUGUAGUCUCCUCCCCCUCAUGUUCAACUCAGCUGAGGAACUUCUACGAGAACGGGACUCCAGAUAAUCUGAAACUUGUCUCUCUAUAAUCCUACAAAACGAGAAACCUGCAAUUUAUUUCAAUUUGAUAAUCCGCCAAUUGACAGUACAUCUGCGUGAGAUAUAUAUUUUAUAAAUCCUCUGAAUUGAUCAAUAACACAGAAAAUCGCCAAUGUUUAAAUAUAAGACCCCGCUCUAUUAUUACAGAGCUAAUUGUGAACUUUCAAAGCAUGGAAAUGAUAAUCCUAAAAGUGAACAGAUUGUAAUGUAUAUAUUUAUAUAUAUUUAAACUACAUCCGGUGAUAUCAAUGAAAGUACUUACACGUUAUAAAAAUCACAAUAGUUAAAAUGCAAGCCUUAAACACUGCAUUAUUUCUACACUGCAUUUAAAUUUAAAUUUAAAUUUAUUUAUAUCUUUAAAUAAAAGUUUGUCGUCACACUAUUUAUCUGUGUUGUGAACUUUUGAAUAAGAUGAAAGCUUUAUAAUUUUCCAUUUUGAAGUUGGAGUUCAUCUCUCCAGAUGUUAAGUCGAUGCAAAUCAGGUUUUUUCCUUCAAAAGUUCUCGACACAGGUUAUUUAACCAUCCAGUCUUCUAAGUCACUUAUUGUGCUUUCAUUUUUGUAUCGCUUUACAUUGUAAUAUCCGUCAGAAAUAUAACAAAUUUGAAUAACA
Eurytemora carolleeae is the source of this 1836-nucleotide messenger RNA. RefSeq names its product proto-oncogene c-Fos. Gene Ontology annotation, cellular component: nucleus. Lineage: Eukaryota; Metazoa; Arthropoda; Copepoda; Calanoida; Temoridae. The transcript is spliced from 2 exons. Bases 159 to 1214 code for a protein of 351 amino acids. The record is from RefSeq and is a predicted model, not a curated record. Gene Ontology annotation, molecular function: RNA polymerase II cis-regulatory region sequence-specific DNA binding; DNA-binding transcription factor activity, RNA polymerase II-specific. Gene Ontology annotation, biological process: regulation of transcription by RNA polymerase II.